Messenger RNA from Ahaetulla prasina, 5085 nucleotides. It is a transcript of the gene RUNX3, whose product is annotated as RUNX family transcription factor 3. Bases 24 to 1232 code for a protein of 402 amino acids. The record is from RefSeq and is a predicted model, not a curated record. Lineage: Eukaryota; Metazoa; Chordata; Lepidosauria; Squamata; Colubridae. Gene Ontology annotation, cellular component: nucleus. Gene Ontology annotation, molecular function: ATP binding; RNA polymerase II cis-regulatory region sequence-specific DNA binding; DNA-binding transcription factor activity, RNA polymerase II-specific. The transcript has 5 exons. Gene Ontology annotation, biological process: regulation of cell differentiation; regulation of transcription by RNA polymerase II; neuron differentiation.
CUCCCCUAACGCCCGCUGUUGUGAUGCGUAUUCCCGUAGACCCCAGCACCAGCAGGCGCUUCACACCUCCCUCCACGGCCUUCCCCUGCGGUAAGAUGGGAGAGAACAGCGGCGCCCUCAGCGCGCCGGUCCCGGGACCUCGCAGCCGGACCGAGGCGCGCUCGGUGGUGGACGUCCUGGCCGAUCACCCGGGAGAACUGGUGAGGACCGACAGCCCCAACUUCUUGUGCUCGGUGCUGCCUUCCCACUGGAGAUGCAACAAGACCCUCCCCGUGGCCUUCAAGGUGGUAUCCCUUGGGGAUGUUCCUGAUGGGACGGUGGUAACGGUUAUGGCUGGUAAUGAUGAGAACUAUUCGGCUGAACUUCGGAAUGCUUCGGCUGUAAUGAAGAAUCAGGUGGCCAGGUUCAAUGACCUUCGCUUUGUCGGACGGAGUGGCCGAGGAAAAAGCUUUACGCUGACCAUCACAGUCUUCACCAACCCUACACAGGUCGCUACAUAUCACCGGGCCAUUAAAGUGACCGUCGAUGGGCCCCGAGAACCGAGAAGACACAGGCAGAAGUUGGAAGAACAAACGAAAUUCCAAGAUCGUUAUGGAGAACUGGAAAGGCUUCGGCACUCAAUGAGAGUCACUCCGACGACGGCCAAUUCUCGAGGGUCCCUGGGCGCUCCAGGGCACUUUGGUACACAAGCUCAAAGCCAGAUUCAAGGAACCUCUGAACUCAGCCCGUUCUCCGACCCCCGGCAGUUUGACCGGUCCUUCCCUGCUCUACCAGGCCUCACCGAGACCCGGUUUCCAGACCCAAGAAUGCAUUACCCUGGUGCCAUGCCUGCGGCCUUCCCUUACACAGCGACGCCAUCCGCCACGGGAAUCGGUGGCCUCAGUAUGACCAGCAUGCCAACGGCCACUAGGUUCCACCACACCUACCUUCCCCCACCGUAUCCCAGCUCCACCCAAAACCAGAGUGGGCCCUUCCAAACCAAUCCCUCCCCUUACCACUUGUACUAUGGUGCCUCCUCUGGGUCGUACCAGUUCUCCAUGGUGGCAGGGGGAGAGCGCUCACCAACUCGGAUGCUGCCAUCUUGUCCGAGUGCCACAGCGGGGAACAACUUGAUAAACCCCAGCCUCACCAGUCAGGCUGAUGGCGUGGAAGCAGACGGUAGCCAUAGUAACUCACCGACAACCAUGACAACAACCGGAAGGAUGGACGAAGCUGUCUGGAGGCCAUAUUGAAAAAGCACUGAAGGCCAAGCCGUGUUCUUUGCAAAUUGGUGGUUCAAAAGAACCAAAAAGAGCUGCAACUGGCGAUCCUGCCAACUCCAUCCCCAAAGUGGCCUUGGCAUCCCAAAUGAGAUCGUCCCUGUCCAGAACAUAAGAUAAUAAAAAAAUGAAACAAGCACAGGAAGGCUAGAAUUUGAAUUUGGAUACAUUUCAAAACAAAUCUUCAUAGGCUCUUCUUGGCAAAAGGUCUUCGGCAGCCUUUCCCCAAUUUGGGACAUCCAGGUGGAUCGGGACUAGUUGGAGUUGUUACCUGCAAAAACCUUGGUGGCUCUCGGCCACAAAAGACUGUCUGUUGCAUCCAGAACAGGCAAAAGAAUAGGUAGAAAAGAACUACUCUACUCUGUUGUAGCAAAAUGGCCCAACACAAAAAGCUCUGGUUUAGCCUUUCCAACUUGGUGUCUCCCAGAUAGGUCAGAUAAUACCUUCCAGUAUCCCCAGCCAGCUUGGAGGUUAUGGGAGGUGUAAUCCAUGCAAAUAAAAAAAAACAAACAUCCAGAGCAGUGGUGGGGUUCAAGUAAUUUAACAACCGCUUCUCUGCCCUAAUGAUUUCUUCCAACAAUCAGUUUGCCAAAUUGCUCAGAAAGUUAACAACUGGUUCUCCCGAACUGUUGGGAACUGGCUAAAUCCCACUACUGAUCCAGAGAGCACCUGGUUAGAGAAGGUCAUCCUUAGUGAUCAUCUCAAAGGCCAAGCAGUGUUUCAAUGGAUGGAUGGAUGGAUGGAUGGAGGGAGGGAGGGAGGGAGGGAGGGAGGGAGGUUGGAGACCCCUGAUCUAGAUGGUAUCCCAAUAACAAUGAGAAAAUAAGAAAAUUACUUACUUACAGGUAAUCCUCCACUUAUAACAGUUCAUUUGGUGACCAUUCAGUUACUGUUCCACUACAGCAUCCCCGUGGCCAUGUGAUUUACAUGCGGAUGCUUGGCAACUGGUUCAUAUUUAUGACGGUUGCAGUGUCCUGGGGGGUGUGUGUGUGUCACGUGAUCCCCUCUUGCGACCUUCUGACAAGCAAGGUCGAUGGGGAAGAUCGAUUGCUAAUUUAAUAACUGCAAUCGUGUUGCAACCGUGUUGCUAAUUUAAUAACUGCAGUGAUUUGCUUAACAGAUGUGGCAAGAAAAAUGGGGCAAAAUGGGGCAAAAACUCACUUAACAAAUGUCUCACUUAAGCAACAUAAAUUCUGGGCUCAAUUGUGGUCGUAAGUCGAGGACUACCUGUAUAUGUUGUUUUUGCCCAAACCCUGAAUCAUAGUGUCUUAAAGUUGGAAGUGGGAUAGUCUAACCCCAGCUUAGUGCAGAACCAGGAGGCUAUCUGCGAAGACAACCAUCAAAGUAUUGUUUGAAAGCUUCUUGCGAAGGAGAUCUCACUCACUUUAAGUUCUAGUUAAAAAUGAGCUUCACUUUAAAAAUGAACUGCCUUUGCCAAGUUGCGUUAGCAUUCAUCUUGAUUAGGGGCUUUGUGGCUGUGUGAAUCCAGGUCAUCUGGUGAACAUAUGGUUUUGGUGCGAGAAGACGUUUUAAUUCAGGAACCAAGCUGAGCAAUGUUGGAUGAGUCAUUUGUGAUCGCUAUCAGAGCAGACAGAAGCUUAGAUAUCAAGGCCUGAGUUGAUACAUAAGAGCUUUGUCUCUAAGCGAGCAGAGCUAAACACGGAUGGGAUUUCUGGUUGGGUCGUAGCUUUUUGCACUUAUUCAAGCGAGAACAGCCCUCUAGCUUCUGAAUGUGGAAGGAAGUAUUUGGUGCUAACCAAGUGUUCCAUUGCCCACAUCCCUACUCCUGACUCCUUCAGUGUGUACAAGCAGUGGUGGCUGGUCUCCACCAGUCCUAAGGAGAUGGAGACAGACUCAUUUCCAAGACCUUUUGCUAUCUCACAGACAUCAGGAUACCUUGUGCAACCAAAGAAAAAGGUAACACUUGGUAACCUCGCCCAGAUGCUCUUACUCAUGCCAGGCAAAAAGCCCCCUUUGGCAUUCUGCUGACAUUCAUACACACUGCAGCUCAGACCCAAAUUUAGUCCUUUCAUGAAUUAGGACCAUGGUUUGACCAGGUAAGUUAUCUAAGACCCGAAGUUCAGCAUUUUGUCCAGAGACUAAGCCAGGCAAGGCAUUUCCUGCGGAAAGCUAUUCUUGGCACCCCAGCUAUAUUAAUUGUGGGAAUAAAAUAUUUGGCUCAUUCUCUUUUUAAAAGAGGCAUCUAGGUAUAGAUCCUUGGAGGGUAUUCAGGGAGCUUUUGCUACUGUUUAACCAGUGCAAAGUCUGCAACUCAUCCCAUCGCCACAGCUUACACAGUUCAAAAAGGAAAUAUUGCUUACACACACACACACACACACACACACAGAGAGAGCACGGAGUUCUUGGGUAGGAGAGGAAGACAGGAAAUACUUGGCUGUUUUUUUGUUGUUGUUUUUUUUAAUCCUAGUGCACCACCCAAAAUUAAUCUCUAGCUUUGGUCAUGAUUUAAAUAAACCUGCUCUGUUCUUCCUUACUGUUGUUUUCAGUCUAAUAAAAAAAACCAAAAACCGGUGUGUUUUGCCUAAGGUUGGAGUCAGAAUCUGAGUAACAACUAGAUUGAAUUCUUCAAAAAAAAGAGAGAGAGAGAGAGGAGGAAGGGGGAGAAUCAGGUAUUACAUAUUUGUCCUUAGGUGUAACCUUAAACCUGCAUGACACCAAAUAACCUUUAUUAAGCAGAGCUUCUUCUGGAUUUUGCCAUCUCAAGCCCUCCUCCAAGUGUUUAAUUGGUAAACUACCAAAAUCCUGAGCCAGAAUCCCUUCGGGUAAAAAGAAUCAUGAGGAUCAAGUCCAGCAGAUCUAAAGGAUGCCAGGUGGUCAAGAUCCUAUGGGAUCUGCAGAUAGCAGACCUGUGACAAAAAUUGUCAAGAGUGUCACAUCCAAAUUCCCCCAGUUUUAGCCUUGAAACAACUGGAUCGUUCAAAAUCGUUUUGGGUCAUUCAUUCACAUCCAUAUCUGAGAGCUUGUUUGGAACACCAAGGAAACUGAAAAGAUUCUCAUAAAUCUGGUCCUCUCUUUUGCUUUAACUGAGAUCCAUGGUUUAGCCAAGACAGUCUUUCUCAACUUUAGCAACAGAUCGCUGGCUGGGGAAUUCUGGGAGUUGAAGUCCAUCUUUGCUGACUGGGGAAUUCUGGGAGUUGACGUCCAUUCAUGCUGGCUGGGGAAUUCUGGGAAUCGAAGUCCACAUGUCUUGAAGUUGCCAUGUUUGAGAAACACUGAUCUAAGACCUAGGGGGUACGCUCUGCACUUAGAGCACCCACGUUUUCCAACCAGCAAAAUUGGGGUUGGUUUCAAAUUCUGAUUGGGGAUGUGGUGGCUUGUCUAUACUCAGGGAUGCAUUUAGCCUGAUAGAAACCCCAGAUCUUAGUUAAAGCGCUGUGGGGAGUGAAGGCCAGAAACAUGGUAGUGAACAUGUUCUCAAAUGAGCGGAGUACCUUAGUUCAGGGGUCUCCAACUUUAGUCCUUUAAGACUUGUGGACUUCAACUCCCAGAAUGAGGAAUUCUAGGAAUUGAAGUCCACAAGUCUUAAAAUGGCCAAGGUUGGAGACUCCUGCCUUAGUCUGUUCUCCAAAGAUGUAUUUAUAGGAUAUUGAAAGAGGCAGAGAAAUUUGAAAGAGACUGUGCACCUAUUGUAAUUUCUUGCUAUUUGUAACUUGCAAACUGCAGCCGAAGGUUCAGGUUUAUGACAGACUGUUGUCCCCAGAUGUGAAAAACACCUGUAUCUCUUUUAUGCAACUGGUCCAAUAUUUGGCCCAGGUUUCUUUGUUGAUGUUAUGGUUGUUGCUUUGCACUAUCGUAUGCUUUUUUU